Molecule: messenger RNA, 610 nt
Organism: Anopheles funestus (African malaria mosquito)
Lineage: Eukaryota; Metazoa; Arthropoda; Insecta; Diptera; Culicidae
Exons: 2
Coding region: 1-531 (176 amino acids)
Source: RefSeq, a predicted model, not a curated record
AUGCCAAACUUCGGGAAGAAGGGUCAGUGUCCAGUGCAUAAAGCUGGUGACCAUGUUGCGAACUUCUUUCAUUCUACUUUCAUCCGAUCGCUGAAGUGUACGGAUUCAUCACGCAUUAGAAUGAGGUCACUUGCAUUAUUAUGCACGCUGGUACUUUUUGCGAUCGCGAAGGAUGCCUUCGCUGUCGAUUCGAUCGGGAAGUUGCGCUCCACCGAACGACUGCUGGAUAAUCUCGACAUCCUUCAGGGGGACAGCAAUGUUGACUCAUUAGCACCAGUUUCGCAGCAUUCGGAGCUAUUCGAUAUUGCGAAACGUUUGGCACAAAAGCAUGAGUACAGCAUCGAGGGUCGAGAUUCUCGAGGUGGCAAUAAUCAGGGCCAUGAGCUCAACAAUCUGGAUCGACUGGAGCAUUACACGAAGCAGUUUUUGGAUCUUGCCAUUGAUAUAUCGUACUCGUCCGUUUAUCUGCUGAGCAACUACACACGAUUCGUCCACAACGCCAACCACAAGUACAUCAUUGUCUUUGAAUAAAUUUAUGACCUAUAAUGCUAACUUCAAAAUCAUUGUUGUUAUAGUUUGUGUUUUACAAAAAUGAAAGAAAUGUAGUUAU